AUGUUGAGCAAACAAUUGAUUAUGUCAGGACAGUCGAAAUCAAAUGAAGAUUUAAAACUUCGUAGUAACAGUGCUGAAUUCCUUCAUUCGUUUAAGAAUGCAUUCAUAGCACAAACAAAUAUAUCAGAUUACUUAGCCCAUGUUAUUAAAAUUAAACGUUUGGCUAAAAUGCCCCUCCAAUUUCUUGCUAAACGACGAAAGAUAAGAAGAAUAGCAAUGGAUGUCGAAAGCUCAGACGAAUCAUACGCAGAUGAAGAUGCUAAAUCUGAAGCUGCCUCUCAAAUAUCUGAUAUUGAGAAUGAAGCAAAAACAUUUGAAGAAUACACACAACAGCUGGAAAAUGCCUUAAAUAUUCUUAGUACAAUGAAACGAGAGGAAUAUGAAAGUCGAACGGCAUUAAAACAAUUAAAAUUUUUAGAAAAUCUUAUUCAUCAGCCGAAAGAAUGGAUAUCCGGUGCUAAAUUAAAAUUAGCAGAGAAAAAGUUUCCAGAACUGGCUAUGACGCUGAUGGGAAUCUACAAAGAAAAAGGACUAAUGGUGCGACGAAUUGUUUUUGUGCACAGUAUUCUGUUGUACAAUUGCGUAGCGAAUUUUACUGACGGAGAAUUUGACAAAGAAGGUCUUAUACGAAAACAAGCAGCUGACGUUGGAUUUAUUGAAUUUGCCGUUGAAAUUUUAAAUAAUCCAUCAUACAGUGAAUCAUUAAAAAAAUCUUAUGUAAUCGAAAAUCCAGCAAAAGUUAUUGGGAGUGAUGAUUUUAAGAAUUAUCAGAAAAUCUUGUGGAUCGUCGAUUCGUCCUUAACAAUUUUAUACAAUAUGGCAAAUAUACCAGAAUUAAAAAUUCACUUUCGUGAAUGUAACGCGGUCACGACGAUAGCAGAAUAUACGAAAUUAAAAUCGGAGACUGUUUGCACUCAAUUUGAAGAAACACCAGAAACUAAAGAAUACAUGUUAAGAUUAAAUGAGUUACAAGAUAUCAUUAAUGCUAUUCGUGUUACAUCUUGUCUUGUAUUACCAUUGAUUAUGAAUGAAGAUGAAGAUAAUUUACUUGCGCAAGCAAAUGAAGUUCUUCCGUUAUUGAUCGGUUUAAUACACAUGUACAAAAAAGCGGAUCAACGUUUUUAUGGAUUUUCGUUUGUGGAAUUAGUUGAGGGUUUAUCAAAAAUAAUGGUGAAAGGCCGAAUGCAUACAUGUAUUGAUAAAAGUUUAGUGAAUCUAUUGCUGGAUAUAAUGAAUACGAAUGACGAUGUAAAACUUCUCGAAUGUGUGUCGAGUGCUAUACUCAAUGCAUCAUUUGAUGAAAAAGCUUUACAUUAUAAUGUCUGGAUGGAUAUCGAUAAUAUCAACGGUGGUGUUCUUGAAUCAAUGGCCGCAGCUAAGCAGGUAUUUACCGUAACAUCAUUGUCUUAUCAGAAUCAUGUAGAUUUCGCCACAAUUCCAUUUGAAGAAGCUUUUGCUGUAUUAAUUCGUGAAAUCGAAACACUCCGACAUGACUUGACGCCGGGGACAGGACCAAAUGUCCUCGAUUAUGAUCAUGCUAAAGUUUUUAAAAAUGCGUAUGUUGCAAGUCUCCAGACGACUAAUACUCGAGUUGCAGAAACUGAAAAUGCUGUGUUAAAAUGGGAUGGCACAGCUGUACGUCAAUGGAUGAUCCAAACUGGUCUAAGAAACACGGAACGUGCUCUUGCUGGUGUAAACGGUCGGUUGUUGUGGCGGUUAUUUCAAAUGAAAUGUUCUGCACCUGAAUCGUACUAUAGAAUAGUUGAUAAAUACUUUGACAGGGUGUGGUUUACCCAAAUGAAUGAUAUAUUAAAAUUUGAUGACGCACUUGAACAAUUAUUUCGCUAA
Molecule: messenger RNA, 1848 nt
Organism: Didymodactylos carnosus
Lineage: Eukaryota; Metazoa; Rotifera; Eurotatoria; Philodinida; Philodinidae
Source: the annotation of a GenBank genome assembly